UUUUACCCCCACAUGUGGGGGGGGGGGGGGGGUUCACUUUCUAAAACUUUUUGAGUCAGGCCUUCUGCAAGGCUCUCAUCAUUUAGUUGACAGACAACGUUGGUCUUUUAUAAAUGAUACACCGCUGGAUCGAGCAUGCGUCCCCAACUCUUGAACCGGCCCGUGUCAAACUCCCACGACCGCUCUCUCUCUCUCUCGAGUCCAGAUGCGCUACCCUGGCGUGCUCUCCCCACUUUGUCGCACUCCUGUGACUACUCAUGGCCACACUCUGACUCUCCUCCACAUCUCGUAAACAUUCCCCUCUGUACAUCGAAUUGCUAUUUCGAACCCCCUUACCCCCGCUCACUCUCCAAGUCGCCUUAGAUCCUCCGGAUCUACAUUUGCUUGAUGUCUACUCCACAAACGUUGCAAUAUUUUUCACCUCGGUUCUUGACAUCUGCUAUCCUACCAGCUACCUGUUUCCUACUGAUUAAUUAUUUACCAAUAUACUUUCUACCCCCUUCUCAUGCUAUUAAUCUUACCCGUACGGCCUUGUCAACCAUUCACAUACCCAUUGUUAUGCUUAACAUCACGAUCCUUACCUGGCUCUUAUUCUCACCGUGUGCCCCCAAUACUGCCCUUGUUCAACCCCUACCCACGCUCUCGGGGCAUGACGUCCAUCAUUCCCAGUCUAAGAUAUUACACAGGCACGGGCAUACACAGAAAGAUAAGGUGAAAUAGACACACAGACACGGGGACAGAGAGACAGAGAAAAUGCAUUUUCCUUUAGUCGGUUUGGGCAGGACACGUUGUUAGUCACGAACACCAACAGUAUAUCUAGGUGUUACAGGACAGGUUACUCGUCAAUUACACCUACAGUACAUCUAGGUGUUAGAGUUCACGAGUGUAGAGACUCGACAACUGUCACACCUAGAACUUUGUGUUUAUCUUUCUGUCUCUGUAUGUCCAUCUCCUUGAUCACACAGUGACUGAGAUAGACACGUGUCCUUCAAGCAUCGCAUGAUUGCAUUGACAUGCAUAAAUUGACUACUUUUUUUCUGUGACAUUGCAAGGAAUAAAUUAGUUUAUUUUGAAUCCAAUGUUAAAUAAAAUGGCCAUUUUAUAAAAAUAUUACCACGUAAAAUUAGUAAUGCAGAGGUCACCGUGUUGAACUCAAGUGAGUAGAGGAAAGGAAUGACUCCGUUAAAUAAAUAAAUAACACAUAUCGACGCUAGUGACGUCACAUACGCGCUUCUAAACCACGUGUCACAACAGGAAAUCUAUAACCACGCGUCACGGCCGGAAAUGUUGACGUUACUAAAGGGGCUGUCUGAGCACGUGAUCACACUUGGACUUUGGCGACACGAGCGGCAAGAUGCUCCUGCUACUGCUGCUGCUGCAGUUGGGCCCCGUGUCUGUUGGGAACGUCUUCCCCCUCUUCGCGGGCAAGGAGGAAGGCGACGUGGACUACCCCAUACCAAUGCCACCAUGCCCGAAACCCGACAUGGUCGUAAUGUCAUGGACUCUCGCGUUGCUUGCGAGUUGGUUCAUAUUGAUGGCGAUUACAAUCAUAGGCGUCAUGUCGUGUCCUCGUCAGUGCUUCGGUAUAUUUCCUGUGCCAGGCGCUUUCCAAACUAUUCGUUCUUAUCCUUGUAUAUUUUCAGCUAUGUCAACGCACAAACAACACUACGAGCUGCUGCGUCAGGCGAAUGAGGUGCAGGAGGAGCAAGUCGCGAUGAUGUUUCAGAAGAACAAGGUGCUGCGCGAGCGGACGGAGGCGGCGCUUCGGGAGAUGGAGGCGUUGCGUCGGGAGAAUAUUCUGCAACAGCGAGCGAUCGAGUAUCACGAGACGCUGCGUCAAGAAAGCCAGACGCUGCACGAGGAGAACGUGACGCUGUAUCAGGAGAUCGUGGCGCUGUUUCAGCAGAAGGAGAUGCUCCACCAGGAGAUGGAGACGCUGAGUCUUGCCGCCACCACAGACGAUGCCGCCACGGCCAUCACUGCCGCCGCCUCCACGACCACCCUCACCAGCAGGCAUCCCCACGACGACAGCCGAGACAUCUAAAUUUAGAUGGCUCAAACAAUUCUUCCUGUAAACUUUUAAAUUCGGGCAGUUUAAAGAUCGCUUUAGCUUCAAGUUUGCCCCAAUUAAAAAGUAACGAAAAGAAUACACGAAUAAGAUCCCUCGUCUCGCCUUGAACAGACUGUUGGACAAGUGCUAUUAGCAAGAACCAAUGAAGGCCAGCAUCGACACAAGAAGCGGUUGUUGAACAAUGCCACGCCUGAAGAUCUUCAUCGUCCCAGUGCUGAAGUUUAUACACUGCAUUAAGAUCUAAUUUUAGGCUAAAAUAAAAAAAGAAUUCCCAACUGUUAUUGGUCAUAAGUUAGAAUCGAACUCCGGUGGGCGGGUUCUUAACACUGAGCUAACUACAGUGCCACCGCUCUUGACACAGACAUACACACACACAUGUUACGAAUGAACACGCGUUUCGAAUGUCAAUUUCUUUGAACCUCUGAACUCAAUAUUACAUUUUCUGUACUGCACAUACUGGACGUAGAAAUCGU
Petromyzon marinus (sea lamprey) is the source of this 2544-nucleotide messenger RNA. Lineage: Eukaryota; Metazoa; Chordata; Hyperoartia; Petromyzontiformes; Petromyzontidae. The record is from RefSeq and is a predicted model, not a curated record.